AUGGCCAAGCCAGGGGCGAAGGUGGGCGCUUCCAGGGCUCAGCCGGUGCUGACCCAGCCACCCUCCAUAUCGGUGCUGCCCGGGCAGACCGCUCGGCUGUCCUGCACCCUGAGCCCCCAGUACAACAUCAGCAAGUUCGGCAUCUCCUGGUACCAGCAGCGUCCAGGCCACUCCCUGAGGUAUCUGCUCUACUACAACUCCGAGCGAGACAAGCACAAGCCCGCCAUGAUUCCUGACCGCUUCUCUGCUACCAAAGACCUCGCCAGUAAUGCCUGCAUCCUCAUCAUUGCAUCUAUCCGCCCUGAAGACAAUGGCAACUAUUACUGCUCCCUGUCACGUGCCUUCAACUGGUUUUAG
Egretta garzetta (little egret) is the source of this 357-nucleotide messenger RNA. RefSeq names its product V-set pre-B cell surrogate light chain 3 (gene VPREB3). Lineage: Eukaryota; Metazoa; Chordata; Aves; Pelecaniformes; Ardeidae. Gene Ontology annotation, biological process: immunoglobulin production; immune response. The record is from RefSeq and is a predicted model, not a curated record. The coding region runs from base 1 to 357 and encodes 118 amino acids. The transcript is spliced from 2 exons.